UGGUUCACCAACAUGUCUGCUCAAAGCAUACCUAGCUCGUUCCGAGCCGUCGUAGCUUCUCCUGAUCUUCGAACACCAACGAUUCAGUCGAUCGUCCUCGAUGAUCUACAAAAGGGAUACGUCUUGGCCGAACACCAAGUACUUGUGAAGAACCACGCAGUGGCACUCAAUCCUACCGAUUACAAGCACGCACAUGGUGACUGGACGUCUCGCCAGCCUGUUGUGAUGGGUACCGAUGGAGCUGGCGUUGCGCUAGCGGUCGGCUCCGAAGUCCGACACGUUAAAGUAGGAGAUAGGGUAGCGGGAAUGGUUUAUGGUGCCUCGUCGCGAACGAACGGUACGGCAGCAGAAGUGACCAUCUAUGACGCAGCCCUCUUAUGGGCGAUGCCAGAAGGCAUGAGCUUCACCGAAGGUGCCGCUAUCACGGCAACCCAUCUGACAGCGGUGCAAACGCUCUACAUGCGCUGGGAUCUCGCCAGGCCUUCGAAACCGGACACGUCAGAGGUCAAGAAAAUCCUGCUUGUUUGGGGAGGCGCUACUGCAGUUGGGCAUCAUGCCAUCCAGCUCGCUCACCUGUCCGGGUAUCGAGCUUUUGUCACUGCUGCACCUGAUCACCACUCACGGCUCAUGGACAUGGGUGCUGAAAGGUGCUUCGACUACCGCAAUCCGGACAUCGUCCAGCAAAUUCGAGAGGCUGCGGGCGAACAGGGAAUAUUCGCGGCGUACGAUACCCCGGCCAGCAACAAGUCGACCGAGUCUUGUAUCGACGCCAUUGGCCCUAGUGGAGGUAGAGUAAUGUCGACCUUGCCCCCCUCGGAAGAAGUGGUGUCUCGACGACUGGAUGUCGAGCUCGAGUUCGUCCUAGUUUACACGCUCGUCGGAUACGCAUUCAAAUUUGCCAAUGCUUUCGACUUUCCGGCCAAUGCGAACGAUCGCAAGCAGUCCUACGAAUGGGUGACUGAAGAGCUGCCCGCUAUCUUUGCGGGAUGGGAGGAAGGGCAAGGGUCAAGCCGAUACACUCCCCAGGCCCUUCGGGUGGGACACGGGCUUGAGCGAGUGCAUGAAGGUAUCGCCAUCUUGGGACGGGGCUCGUACAAGGCGGAAAAGUUAGUCUAUACCAUCGUUUGAGCCUGUAGUUAGACGUUCAUCGUCUGGAUGUGAUUGCUGCCAUGAUUUGGUCCGACCAUCCAGCUGAGAUCCAGCGCAGUUGACCAUGCAAAGUUGUCGGCCCAAACCGUGACUGGAUUGCGACCACGUUUGAGAUACGGCGCAUCAAAUUGUCAAUGAUUAAGAUGAUGU
Filobasidium floriforme is the source of this 1299-nucleotide messenger RNA. RefSeq names its product chaperonin 10-like protein. Gene Ontology annotation, molecular function: oxidoreductase activity, acting on NAD(P)H. NCBI's taxonomy places the organism in Eukaryota, Fungi, Basidiomycota, Tremellomycetes, Filobasidiales, Filobasidiaceae. The transcript has 8 exons. The record is from RefSeq and is a predicted model, not a curated record. The coding region runs from base 13 to 1128 and encodes 371 amino acids.